Messenger RNA from Closterium sp. Naga37s-1, 1383 nucleotides. Lineage: Eukaryota; Viridiplantae; Streptophyta; Zygnematophyceae; Desmidiales; Closteriaceae. The record is from the annotation of a GenBank genome assembly.
AUGCUCGCUCUGCGCCCUCUGCGCGUCGCUUCUCUCUCUCCCAGCCUUCCCCUCUUGCGGCCGUCCCGCGCGCUCGCUCAUGCCUCGCGGUACCCGGGGAGGGCGGAGCCCUGUCCUGUUGCGCGCAGUAGGCGGAGAGAUGGAGCGCGCCACGCGGAAAGUCGCCCCAUACCGCGCCUCGCUAUGAGCGCGGCGCCAAUUGCGGCAGCCCUUGGAGCCACAGACGAGAAAGAAAAUGAGCCGUUGGAUCCUGUUACAGACUCCGAGAAGGAGGCCCUUGAACCGCCAGAUGCGCCACUUGCUGCUGACGCGGCGGAACGCGAGCCCCGACCGGGCCGGGGGCGCGCAAACCCGCGCUCGGCUCCGCGGAGAGAAAGCCCCCGCGCGCAACAGGCGGGUGAGGGUACUCCCUCUUCGCGGAGUAAUGCGGAGCUGAUGGCGGAGGGGGGAAAGGAUGCGGGGAGCGGGGGAGGGGGAGGGGGAGGCGGGGGAAGGCGGAAGACGGGGGCGAGCGUGGGGGUGGACUAUGGCGGGCGGCGGACAGGCGUGGCAGUGAGCUACAGUGGCUUCGCCCCUCGACCAAUCACGGUGCUGACGACACGGGGCCCUCAACUGGUGGCGGACCUGCUGAAGCUGGCGCGGGAUGAGGGGGCGGACGAGCUGGUGGUGGGGCUGCCAGUGUCGUGGGAUCGAUCCGAGGGCCCACAGGCCGCCACGUGUCGCCAGUUUGCGCAAUCGCUGGCCAAGCCAGCUGCCGUGCAGGGGGUGAGAAUAUUCCUACAUGACGAGUACAGCACGUCACAAGAUGCUCUCGAUCUCAUGAUCCAAUCUGGUCGUGGCAGGAAGGACCGGCAAGAGAUGCUCGAUGCCUUUGCUGCUGCUGUUCUGCUGCGGUCCUACUUCGAGUCCCAGGGUGUCAACGCCACUGCAGUGCUGCCCAAGAGUAAACUGCUCCAACAGAAGCUCUGCUCCCGCCAACACUCUCCCGAUGCCACCGCGCAAGAAGCCUCUGAUGCGUCUGAAGCCUCUGCCCUGGAGACACCUCAAGGCUCUUCCGCAGUUAAAGCUUCUGCUGGAGACGCGACUGUGUCUGCAAUGUCAGCAGCAGAGCAAGGGCGCCAUACAGUCACACCGCACAGAGUCACGUUGAGCAAGAAGGGAGCUUCACGGAGCAGCAAGGCAUCAUCGAUUGACAGUGUGCCGGGAGCUGCGGGGCUUAGAGCACGGUGCAGAGGCAGUGGCGAGAGGAAAAGGCCUGCUGUUGUUAGUAAGCCUCUCGCUACUAGGCAGGCUGUGAAGAGUAGAGAUGCCUAUGAUGAGGAUGAUGAUGACGAUGACAGCCUAUUUGACGGUGACUGGGAGGCUGCUUUCAAGCUCAAGUAA